This is a messenger RNA of Sipha flava (yellow sugarcane aphid), 1755 nucleotides long. RefSeq lists its product as uncharacterized. Gene Ontology annotation, biological process: detection of chemical stimulus involved in sensory perception of smell; sensory perception of smell. The record is from RefSeq and is a predicted model, not a curated record. Gene Ontology annotation, molecular function: olfactory receptor activity; odorant binding. Gene Ontology annotation, cellular component: plasma membrane. The transcript has 8 exons. NCBI's taxonomy places the organism in Eukaryota, Metazoa, Arthropoda, Insecta, Hemiptera, Aphididae. Bases 354 to 1616 code for a protein of 420 amino acids.
CGUACGUCUUUCAAUCAAUACAAAUAAUUGAAACGUUUUAAACUACAUAAUAAUAUUCAAUGUAAUAAACAAUUCAUAGUUUUUGUCAACCGUUUAAUCAGAGCCUUCCUAAGGAUUCUUAGGGAUCGGACAAAUUGAUUCGGAGGCCCCUCAAUCAUCACAAUAAUAUACGAGUAUGAUCAAAAAAAUACACCAAGUUUGUAAAGUAUUGGUCAGUGUUAAACCCAUCGCUGCGUUCGCCCAAGUACAAAAUUAUUACAUCGUUUUUGGUACAACUCAAAGAACAGUGAUGAUUUUUCAGUGACGCCGCGUGCAAAACGACAACGACGACGACGACGACGACGGGACACGACAUGCCGGGCGAGGAGAACAGGUUAGCGAUCGACCUGACCGUGUUCAAACUGAUCGGCAUGUACCAGAUGGUGGACCCGGACAGCCCGAAGGUGUGCGGCCGCAACGUGUACGCCUCGGUCAACGUGGCGCUGAUCGUGUGCACGACGGCGAUGACGGUGCUCAGCACGUGCGGGUUCUUCUCCGGCGUGCGCGACACGUUCCGCAACAACGAUUUCGACGUGGUGCUGAUACUGUUCUACUACGUGUGCAUCGGCGUGGGCAACUACAAGACGACGGUGCUCGUGCUGAACGCGGCCGAGGUCUGGACCCUGUUCGGGGUGGCGCGCGUCUCGUUCCUGGGCAACCGGUACUGCACGGGCAACCGUCGCCGGAUGGCCGACCGCGGCGCCUCGCUGUCCCGGUUCUUCGCGUGGUACCUGGCCCUGAUCGUCGUCACGCUCACGUCGUACGCGAUCAUACCGUUGGUGACGAACCACCGGUACGCGGGCCCGACGUCGGCGCCCGGUGGCGGCGCGUACCGCAAGAGCAACGUCAUCAACCUCCGGUACCCGUUCGCCGCGGACACGUACAACACGUACUACCCGGCGUUCUACGCGAUGGAAUGCGCGCUAGCCUUCUACACGGGGUACGGCACGUUCGCGUUCGACCUGUUCGCGUUGACCACCAUGUACUUCGUGUCCGUCCAGUACGAGCUGCUCGCGUCCGCGUUCCGGGCGCUGGAACGCGGCGCCGACACCGGCACCGUCGACGAUUGUUCAUUAUUGAACGAGGAAGAGCUUCAAGAACAUUUGUUAUCACUUAUUUCAGAUUGCCAAACCAUUUAUAAACAUUUAAAAAAAUUUUAUGAUAUUUCACGUCCAAUUGGUCUUAUACAAGUAUUAGGAGAUGCAUCGGGAAUGAUAUGCAUGCCUUAUCUUAUUGUAUUGUGCGUUCAAAAAAACGGAUCAGUUUUUAAUACGGAAACGAUUAGAUUCGUGUUCACUUUGGGAAUCGCUGGACUACAGUCGUACAUGUAUUGCAAUUUAUUUCAACUUGUAUCCGAUAAAAAAGAAGCAAUCAAUUUUGCUAUUUAUAGUUGUGACUGGACAAGAAUGAAUAUUCGUAUAAAAAAGCUCAUUUUAUUGUUGAUGCGCAUGAACACCGCUUGCGAUAACUUAAAACUGAAAGUUACACCGUCGAAAAAUAUCGAUCUACCGAUGCUUGCAAAUGUAAUCCGAUCGUCCUAUAGUAUAUUGUCGGUUAUUAUAAACAGGAAAAAUUAAAAAUGGAUAAUGUGUACCACAAUACAUUGCAUAACAGUUUAGCGCCAGCCGUUUCAGCCAUCAUCACAUAUGAUAUUGCAUUAUGAUAUUGCACGCGUGUCUUGUGCUCUGUUAUCGUUUGUGUUAAAUAUAAUUUUAA